GGGCUUUAUACCUUCCGAUGAGCCCAGUUUAAAGAUCUACCGGCCUCUCCACCAAACCAAAAACCCUAGAUACAAUAUUCUGAGAGAUACACACAGGAAAGCUCAAGCUUUUCUUGUCAUCUCUCCGAUCGAUCUACACCGUCCGAUUAUCUCCCAGUUCUCAAUCAGCGAUGGCGGUGGCGGCGGAGGAAGCUGUGCCUGCUCCUGAACUCGUUCCUGCUUACAUGAUUGGCAAUGCUUUUGUGACGCAGUAUUACCAGAUACAGCACAAGACGCCUGCGCUUGUUCAUCGCUUUUAUCAGGAUAUCAGCAAGUUCGGUCGUCCCGAGGAGGAUGGAACCAUGAGUGUUACUACCACUAUGAGGGCUAUAAACGAAAAGGUCAUGUCUCUUAAGUAUGAAGAAUAUAAGGCUGAGAUUAAGUCUGUUGAUUCGCAACAUUCACAUGACUCUGGAGUUCAGGUCUUUGUAACUGGGUACAUGACUGGAAAGGACAAAGUAGAGCGCAAUUUUGCUCAGACAUUCUUCCUUGCCCCCCAAAAGAGUGGGGGAUAUUUUGUGCUCAAUGACAUGUUCCGUUAUGUUGGUAAGCCCAACAUACCUGAAGGAGAAAACCAGGUUUUAUCUAGGGAGGUUGAACCCCAAUACAAUGCUGAGCAAGUCCUUCCAAAUGAUGAACCUGUGCAUGAUGAUUACGUUAUUGAGCAAAACAAUAUGGUGUCAGAAGAAGACAAUAAUGAGGAAGAAGUCCCCAUUCUCUCUAUGAAUGGGGAAAUGGAAGUUGUGGAAGAGGAAGAACCAGUGGCUGAGGUUGUUAAUGAAGUGCCUGAUGUGUCACAGCUGGUUGUCGAAUCUGAAGCCAAGAUUGAAGAAAUGCCAAAGAAGUCGUAUGCUUCAAUUGUGAAGGAUUUAAAGGGAAAUUCCCUUCCUUUCUCAUCUCCAGCACCUGCUACACGGAGAAGUCCAAUAAAGAGUCAGGAGCCACAGGUGAACAUUUCUUCACCCACAGCCUCAUUGACUGAAGUAUCAGGUUCCACUGUAGGUGCCCCUGAAAUUGUGAAGAGCCAAGAUGAUGAAGAUGGUUAUUCAGUUUACAUUAAGGGUCUUCCAUAUGAUGCAACACCUGCACUUCUCGAGAAUGUGUUCAAAAAAUUUGGCACCAUUAAGAAUGGUGGCAUCCAAGUUAGGAGCAAGCAAGGUUUCUGCUUUGGCUUUGUCGAAUUCGAGGAGGCAAGUGCUGUGCAAAAUGCAAUAGAGGCUUCACCAAUUUUACUGGGCGGACGUUCUGCAGUUGUUGAGGAAAAGCGAUCGACCAACUCGAGAGGAAACAAUCGCGGAAGGUUCCCAGCUGGGAGGGGGGUUGGUUUCAGGAAUGAAGGUGGAUUUAGGAAUGAGGGUAUGAGAGGACGUGGUAAUUAUGGGGGUGGCAGGGGAUACAACCGUGGGGAAUUUAGUGGGCGGGGAGAUUUUAAUAACAGGAGCAACAAUCGAGGAGGUUCAUCUAAUCGUGGCGGGGAUGGGUUUCAGCGGACUGAGAAUCAGUCUGCCAAUGGUGGUCGUGUAAACCGUGGUAAUGGAGUGUCCGGUAACGGAAAUGCCAAAAAUUUGGCACCAAGAGUACCUGCUUCUGCAUAAUGAAAGCUAGAAUAGGAUUUGUUGAUGGAAAAUUUAGCUAUUUUUUUCAGUUUUGUAGUGCUAAAAAAUGUUGGGACCAACCAGCAAAACACAAGAAAUAGAAGACUGGCUGAAGUCAAUUUGGUGAGAACCCUCUGAUUCAUCAUAAGUUUUAAGAUGGUGCUAUUGAGUUCUUAGGUUGGAAUUUCUUUUCUCAUGGUGCAUUCUUUUCCCAUUAAGGGUGGUAAUAGACAAGUAGAUGGAUAGAAAGAUUAAGCUUUUAUUAAUGUAGUGCGAGUUCAAUCAAAAUGUGUUUUUUGUGCUUGAUUUUUCUAUGUAUCUGCAAAUUGGUUGAGACUUGAAUAAUAUUAUAUAUCAGGGCAUUUAUAGCAGUUUUUGUUGGAAGGAAAA
Molecule: messenger RNA, 2024 nt
Organism: Daucus carota subsp. sativus
Lineage: Eukaryota; Viridiplantae; Streptophyta; Magnoliopsida; Apiales; Apiaceae
Product: nuclear transport factor 2
Exons: 10
Coding region: 171-1634 (487 amino acids)
Cellular component (GO): cytosol; ribonucleoprotein complex
Molecular function (GO): mRNA binding
Source: RefSeq, a predicted model, not a curated record